AUGUUCUCAGUCCAUGAGCCUUUCAGGUUCUCGAAAAAACUGUGUGGAGCCGCGUAUUUGGAAGUUUGCCGGAAAGUAAUUGUGGACGAUCUGCAGUUGGCCCGUGCCGCAGUACCGUGCUUCCCUCCAGAUUAUCAAAUUUAUGACAGAUUUGUUCAUAUGUAUCACAACUGUGUGUGCAAAAGGCUUCGCGAGAUCGCAUCAGAGCGUUUAGAAAAGAGUGAGCUUGUUCAACUACUUAGUUGGAUUCAAACUUAUGGGUGA
Molecule: messenger RNA, 264 nt
Organism: Strongylus vulgaris
Lineage: Eukaryota; Metazoa; Nematoda; Chromadorea; Rhabditida; Strongylidae
Source: the annotation of a GenBank genome assembly